UCCGUAUCCAUAAUUAAGUUCAGACUGCGGGAUUUUUAAAGAUUUAUUUUUUCAAUAUUUAUAGUGUUCGAUACAACUGUAUUCAUUUGAAACCAGUUUUAGCUAAGUUUCAGGUUUCUUGCAAUGGACACUGAAAAUGAGGAUCCAUUUAUGUCAGAAGAGGAUUUGCCUGCUACUCAAGUGGUUGAUGACAGGAUUUUGAAAGAUGUUGUUGCCUAUGCUGAGGUUAGGUCAGGCCAUGAUAACCGUACAGAGUCUGUGAGACGUGAGCUGGAACAGCUAGGAGCCACAGUUGUUAAGAAGUUUGAGGAUAAUGUCACUCAUGUUGUGCUCAGGGAGGGUAGCAAACGUACAAUCAACAAGGCCAAGAGGAAAGGAGUGCACCUUGUCUCUGUUCUCUGGGUUGAAAAUUGUAGACUAAACCAGGAACAUGUCUCAGAGAGGAUGUAUCCAGCGAUUGUACCAAGCCUCAAGGGAACUCCGCUGCUCAGGACAAAACUUAAGAAAGCAAAGUCAAUGCAGCCAUUGGACUUUGAAGAAGAGCUUGCCAGCAGCACAGAGCGGCUUAAACGUAAACGCACACGCCUUGAGAACAUGAACAAGCUGCUGUCUAACGGAGACACCCCUCGCAACUCACCACAUAUGGAGAUUCUAGCUUUCGACACACAGCCACGCUCUCCGGAUGAGAACUAUGUGCUGACCCCCAUUCGUCUGACGAUCCCCGACACCCCGCCCAGCAUGAGGGAAUGGAAGAAAAAAGUACUGAUGGCAAGGGAAGGUCAGGAUGGAGCUGGUGGUGAUCAAGGCUCAGUGACCAGCAUGUGUGAUGAUGAAAGUGACAUUGAGAGACUAGCCAUCCUCAAACCGAUCCAGAAAACACUCUUUGAUGGAGAGGAGAGUGGUCCAGAGUCAGUGGACGACGACAUCCAUCGCUAUGCCAGCAGCAUUAACCAGACCUUGAACAAGAGCAACCAGUCAAGUCCGGACACUUCAUUACAUCUUCUUGACUCACAGGAGAUUGCUAGUGUGGUCAAAACUGGUGUGAACUGUAGGGCUUUUGGGAAUGCGGUUGAUGAUGUUGUUAAAGAGAUUGCAGAUGUUGAUGGUCUAACAGUAGGGGGUGAUGAUAAUUGUGAUGGUGAAGGAGAUGGAACUGAAAGAACUGAGGCUGGUUUGACUAAGCUGAAAGGAAAAGAAUUACUACUAAAUGAUAUUGAAACUGCAAAUAGGUCUUUAAUAGAAGACAGGGUACGAAAUUGUUAUAAUUUUGAAAAUGAUGGUUCAGAGUUUGGUAGUGAAAAGAAGAGGCAUAAUGCCCAAUUUUGUAGUACCCAAAACAAAAAACAUGUUCCUUAUAUUGAUAGUGAUGCAACUGACAUGUCUCCAAUAGUUUGUAGAGUGAAUGGUAUUGGACAUAUUGGGAAGGAACUUAAAAAUAUCUCAGAGAAAGUUCGACACAGCAGUGUAAUGAAACUGCAUAGUAAUGGACACUUUGAUGAAAUUGAAGGUUUUGGGAAUAUUUCUCCAGUGGUAGCUAGGGCGAAGGAUAAAUUUGUGCCAAAUGAAGGGAGAACUCUUUGUGACACAGGUGACCAAAAAGGUUUGUCAGAUGGUGCUGAAGUGAUACAUGAAGAGGAUAAGACUGCAGCAAAGAAAAAUCAGAAAAAUGCUCGUAGGAAAACUAAAGUUGAUUUUGAUCACACAGCAGAUCAUAAUCAAAGUGUUGGAGAAUCUGGCAAACUGCAGAAAAAUAAACAGAAAAGUACAGAAACCUUAUCGGAAAACACGAAGCCAAAUAGAAGAAAGUCGAGGAGACUGUCCAUUAAACAAGUGAUGGAGUCUUUAAAUGAGACAGAUAGUGUUGGCAAUACUCCGGGUGAAAAUUGUGAUAGAAUGGACAGUGGAAAUGAUUCCACAAAAACAAGCAAAGAGAUGGAUUGCGAUAUUGAGCGUCUUAACAGUUCUGUGAAAGGACAGUUGUUGGAUGACAUCAUUCAUUCAGAUCGAGCACAUUUAUUAGCUCAAAGAGGUGAGACAAUGAAGAAAACUUUUGAAGAUGAGUCUAAAGAUAAAGAAGUGGAAGAUAAGGAGCCUAAGUUAACCAAGUAUAAAGGAAAUUUGGAAGGUCACUUGGAAGAUACUUAUGAAAAUGUUGUGAAAGCUAAAGGGCCUAAGUUUACAAAAUCUAAGUCUGCAUCAGAUUUGGCUUGUCCUGAGCCAAGUAGAAGAAACAGUAGGAGUAGAAGGAGUGUUUGUGUUAAAGGAACGGGUUUGGUUAAUGAGGAGACAACUGUACAAAACAGUAAAGAUGGUGUAACUAAAGGAAUGCCCCAGAAAGGAAGAAAGAAAAAAUUGAUGUCUUUGACGGAUCUAACAGACCAGCAUUCGGUUUUGGUUGAUCCGAAGAAGAGUUCAGACACUGAUAAACCUCUGGAGUCUUGUAAAGAAAAUAAUGGAAAGGGACGGAAAAAUGUGAUGAGCAAGAAGACAGAUGCUAAUGAAAUUGUGAUUAGUUGUGAUAGUGUAUAUCCUAAUGAAACUGCUCAUAAGGGUAAGAAAGGUGGCAAAAGAAAAAGUGUAGACACUUCUGUUGAAGAAGCUGAUGAAAGUUCACCUAGUAAUGAUAAACCUAAGAGAGGUAGAAGGAAGAAGGCUGUCAAAGAUUCAAAAGCUGGGGUCAAAGAUGAUGUGGAUGAUAGUAAAUGUAAUAAAACCUCAGGUAAUAAACGAUCCAGCUCAGCUAAACCUGAUCCUGGAAGAACCAACAAAGCAAAUAAAAGAAAAGAUUUUCAGGUCAAUGAUACUCAUAUUGAAGAUGAUGAGGAUAAGAGAAAAUCUGGAAACGAUUCCUUACAGCCAGGGCCUAUAACAAAAAUCCAUGAUGUAACAACACAGCUCAAUUUGACCAAGGAUAAUAGCUUGGUGUGCUCUAUUAGAGAGACAACAUUAUCCAUGUCAAUGUCAAGGGCGUAUAAUGACUCAGAUGUUUCAACACUUCUAAGAAAUCCAAGGCGGAGUGUGGAUGAGUUUAACCUGUCACGAAAACAGAAUAAGAAACAAAAAGUUGGGAAAAGAUCUGUGUUAAAUACAAUAAACGAACCUGACUCAAAUUACAGUACAGCCUCUGAGUCGGACCAUAGUGUUGGAGGAGGAAAGAGGGUUCGACUGAACAGCUCUGGGAAAGUUAUCAGACCGUCGCUCGUCAUGACUAACCUACAUUCUCAUGAGCAAGAUGUCAUCAUAUCGGUUGUGAAGAAGCUAGGUGGAUUUGUGAUAUCCGAGUCUGUGAGCGACACGACCAGCCAUGUGAUAUGUGGGGAGGCAAGACGUACACUCAAUGUGCUGCAGUGCCUUGUUAGAGGGUUAUGGCUUGUCACAAAGGAAUGGGUUUUACUUUCCCUAGAGGCAGGACGAUGGAUUGAAGAACAGGAGUUUGAGGCCCAUGAAAUUUACCCAUCGUGUAGGGUGAGCAGAUUGGAGCGUGAGAGGUCGCCAGGGUUCUACCGUCAGUCCUUAUUCUCCUCAAUAGGUCCUGUAUACAUUUCUGGUAGGGCCAGUCCACCCCGUCAACACCUCGUACAGUUCUUAAAGCUUGCAGGUGGCCAGGUGACUGGGAACCGUGAGAGGGCAAGUGUGUAUGUAGGCAGUGACUUCCACCCUGGUCUCACGUGUGUAAAACCCAGCUGGAUACUUGACUCAAUUACUGCUCACCAACAACAGCCAUUGGACAGAUAUCUCCUGGACCGGCCGAAACGAGAGAGCAGUCCGGUCUACUAAUUAGUAGCUCAUCACGGUUUACCAACAACAGCCACUUGACAGAUAUCUCCUGGACCGGCCAAAACGAGAGACAUUCUAGUCUACUAAAUAGUAUUUCAUCACAUUUCACCAACAACACUUGACAGAUAUCUCCUGGACAGACCGAUCAAGAGAGUAGUCCAGUCUACUAAAUAGUACUUCAUCACUGUUAACCAACAAUAACAAUUUGACGGAUUUCCUGGACAGACCGAAACGGCUAACUCUUUUGGCUAAAUAUCAAAUAAAUGACUCUAUCACAUAUGGAAUUUGUACAUAUUUUUUUCAAUAGCAUUUUUUAGCUGAAUGUCGAAUGUUCAUUUAAAAACAAGAGUGACUUUCAAUGGGCCGAUUGUUAAGUACAUUAUUAAAAUAAACAAUGUGACCUCAUUGUUAACUUUUAAAUGUGAAAUAUUUUACAAUGUGCUUAUAUAUUUGAAUAUAAACAAGUACACCUUAACAGUUGCCUCAAAUCUUGUUAGAAAUACUGCAGAUCACAAGUGUAUCAAUUAAAUUUUCAGAGCAGUGAAGAUUUGAAAGUUAACAACGAUGACGUUAACAACGUAGUUAACUUACACAAAGUUCUCAACAAUCGGCCGAAUGUCUCUCGAAUGGGCUUGACAAUUGUUAAUGUUUGUGAAAUUUGUGACCUUAUGUGUUUGAAUUCUUAAUGCAUGGUACAGAAUUUCAACUCGGUCAUAAUUGCCAAUAUUUGAUAUGAAAUAUUUUCACAUGUCAUAUGAUUUUUCUGAAUUAUUUAAUGAUAGUUGCUGUUCUUUCUGAAAAUAAUUAUUGAAUGUUUUCUUAUUUAUUUAAAUAGUAAAUUUUUAAUUCAUAUAAAUCAAAAUCAAUUAAAUGAAUUGUGUAGGACAUUUUUAAGGCAGCCAUGCGCAAAAUACAUCUUUAAGGGCCUUCCACUGUGCAAAAUUGGGUUGGGGUAAGGACUCUACAUCUAAAUCUUUCAAAUUUUCAUGUUUUUUCAGGAACAAUCUUGUUUUAAAGCUGCAUUCUCACAAAUUGACAGUUUUGACUUUCUUUUAAUUUUUGUCUUAGAAUCAGCUGAUUUUUGCACGCCUUCGAUUCAGUCAUAUAACAUGACUCACAAUAGAACAGAUCUCAAUUUGUAGGGAAAACUGCCGAAAAAUAAUUAAGCCAUAAAACAUCAAUUUUCAAACGUAAAUAUGAAUAACUGUGAUCUGAUCUUUUGCCAAUGGUAUCAAGACAUUUACACAAAAACUAGCACAUUCCAAGACAAAAAAAUUAAAAAGAUGUCAAAACAGUUAAAGCUUUGAGUGUAUAGCUAUUUAAACACACAUUCUUUGCAGUAUGUUUUGCUCCAGAGUGCCCAAUCAACAUCGUCUUAUGGUUUUCUUGGUAUCUUUUCAAAUAUAAAGUAUAUUCAAGGAAAUAGUCAAUUAUAAUGAAUUUGUUUCAUUUUAUGGUUACAAAAAUCUUCAUACAUUUAUUGAAAAUGCCAAUGCCAAAAGAAUAUAGAGAUUUGGAUUUUAAAGAAACCACACACUAUUUAAAUUUUUUAUCACAUGUUAAUUUAAGUUUGAAUCUAUAGUAGUACAUAAAGUGUUAGCAUGGAAAUAAUUUUAUAUUUAUAUUUAUGUAUCAAUAUAUCCUUUCAAUAAGAUUUCAGGAGAUUUUUUUUCGUGUUUUUGAUGUACAUGAUCAUUUUCUCAGACAUCUUUCUUUUAACGGAAUAUUGUAAUGUAUGGACUAACGAAUUGUAAAGAGUAAUCAGUAUACGAAUU
This is a messenger RNA of Mya arenaria, 5552 nucleotides long. RefSeq lists its product as uncharacterized. The coding region runs from base 124 to 3777 and encodes 1217 amino acids. The record is from RefSeq and is a predicted model, not a curated record. Gene Ontology annotation, biological process: mitotic cell cycle. The transcript is spliced from 13 exons. Lineage: Eukaryota; Metazoa; Mollusca; Bivalvia; Myida; Myidae.